CUCUGAAAAAAUCUAUUUAAGCAACCCGCACGCUCUCUUCUUCGUAAAUUUUUUUGCUACGAGGGUACGUCGCGUCGCGCAUGAAUUAAAUAUUAAUCAAAAGAAAAUUAAGAGUGCUUGUGCAGUGCAGUCUUCCAGAGAUUUUCCCUUUGGUUUUAUUAUAUCGAAGGUCUUACAACCGGAGGGAACUGAUACAAAAACACUAGAAGUGGUCCGGGAAUGAGUUUUCCCAGGCUAAGCUGGACCUGGAAUUCGUCUCCAUGGAAUAGGGAUCUUAACUAAGAGGAAAGCUCUAAGUCGAAGUCAAAGGUCAAACCGAGGGCUAGCAUGAGCGAGAGUGCAAGGGAGACACAUAGACAGACAGCUAGAGAGAGGGAGACGAGACGAGAGGAGCUCCCAUAUGUGCCAACAACUUCAACAAAACUAACACAACUUCACGCUUGAGGGAGCGAUAAAAGUCUGAUAGCGAUUGAUAAGCAAAGCACAGCCACAUCAAAAUACUAUACAUAAAAACUCACUGCAACAUAUCGUCAGAAAGAAAAGAACAGGGUACUAACAUGAUCGCCCCGCUGUAAAACCAAGAAAUUAGUUCCACAUCAUCAAAGCCUUAACCCAAAUCGCCAAAAUUCGCAAUUAACUGACGACUGUAGCUCAGCCACCAACGAUAGUUAACAGAGAUUAAAACAAUCAUGACUUUGUCGACCUUCACACGCAAAAUGCGCGGGCGCAUGCGCUCCAAUACCUGCCGGAUUGUCCUGCUCACGUCGCUCGUUUGGGUGAUCUUCGAUUUCGUCCUCAUCGCCCGCUAUUCGGAUUGCAUCGGCAAGGAUGGAUGGCGAUGCAAGCGAUCCGGGGAGUACGAUGUGGAGUUACCCAAUGCCGAACGCUUGGUGGACGAUAAUCAGCUGGUAGAUGAUAACGAAAUCAACACGGAGAAAUCCCUUGAUGGUGAAUCAGGCGGAGCUCUAAUCAUGGGCAUGGGCUUUGCGCCUGGCGGCAUAUCCAUGACCUACCCCAGCGUAGUGCUCAAAAAGUGGUUCCUGGCGCCAUCGGUGCAGGAAGCCAAGGGCAAGCCGGGCGAGAUGGGCAAACCGGUGAAGAUACCCGCCGACAUGAAGGAUCUCAUGAAGGAAAAGUUCAAGGAGAACCAGUUCAAUCUGUUGGCCAGUGACAUGAUCUCUCUGAAUCGCUCGCUGACUGAUGUGCGACACGAAGGUUGCCGCCGCAAGCACUACGCCUCUAAGCUGCCCACCACUUCCAUUGUGAUAGUUUUCCAUAACGAAGCCUGGACGACCCUGCUGCGAACUGUGUGGAGUGUUAUUAAUCGCUCGCCAAGAGCUCUACUCAAGGAGAUAAUCCUGGUGGAUGAUGCCAGCGAGAGAGACUUUCUGGGCAAACAGUUAGAGGACUAUGUGGCCAAGCUGCCGGUUAAGACCUUUGUGCUGCGCACUGAGAAACGCUCCGGUUUAAUUCGGGCCCGUCUCCUGGGAGCCGAGCAUGUCAGCGGCGAGGUUAUCACCUUCCUGGAUGCCCAUUGUGAGUGCACCGAGGGUUGGCUGGAGCCGCUCUUAGCGCGCAUUGUCCAGAAUCGUCGAACGGUUGUGUGUCCCAUUAUCGAUGUGAUUUCCGACGAGACCUUCGAAUACAUCACCGCCUCGGACUCCACGUGGGGUGGCUUCAACUGGAAGCUCAACUUCAGAUGGUACCGAGUGCCGUCGCGAGAAAUGGCGCGCAGGAAUAACGACCGAACUGCUCCGCUGCGGACUCCUACGAUGGCCGGUGGCCUGUUCUCCAUCGAUAAGGAUUACUUCUACGAGAUUGGUUCCUACGACGAGGGCAUGGACAUUUGGGGCGGCGAGAAUCUGGAGAUGUCGUUCCGUGUGUGGAUGUGCGGCGGCGUGCUCGAGAUCGCGCCCUGCUCCCGUGUGGGUCACGUGUUCCGCAAGUCUACUCCGUACACUUUCCCCGGCGGCACCACGGAGAUUGUCAAUCACAAUAAUGCCCGUCUGGUCGAGGUUUGGCUGGACGACUGGAAAGAGUUCUACUACAGUUUUUAUCCAGGAGCUCGCAAAGCUUCAGCUGGCGAUGUCAGCGAUCGUAAAGCUCUGCGUGAUCGCCUUAAAUGCAAGAGUUUCCGCUGGUACUUGGAGAAUGUUUACCCCGAGAGCUUGAUGCCUCUGGAUUACUACUAUCUAGGAGAGAUACGCAAUGCGGAAACGGAAACCUGCCUGGACACGAUGGGCAGGAAGUACAACGAGAAGGUGGGCAUCAGCUAUUGCCAUGGCCUGGGCGGCAACCAGGUGUUCGCCUACACCAAACGGCAGCAGAUCAUGUCCGACGAUCUGUGCCUGGAUGCAUCCAGCUCGAAUGGCCCCGUGAACAUGGUGCGUUGCCACAACAUGGGCGGCAAUCAGGAGUGGGUCUACGAUGCGGAGGAGAAGUGGAUCCGCCACACGAACACGGGUCAGUGCUUACAGCGCGCCACGCGGGACGAUGCCAACACGCCACUGCUGCGGCCCUGUAGCUACGGCAAGGGCCAACAGUGGCUGAUGGAGUCGAAGUUCAAGUGGCAGGCUCACUAGCUGGAUGCCACCGGGACGCCCGACUACAACUAAACUCAACGGAUCCUACUAACUUUACUGAGAACUUCCAACUUGUGUUUACCCCCUGCUUACGUAGCCCUAAGUUCGUUCGGAUCUGAGUUCUCUCUAUGCAAAAAUAUCUCUCUGUGUGAAUGUGUUUGCGGCCGGAGAGUCCUUCCGGCGGCAGGAUGUCUUCCCAAAAUCUUGAUGCGCGUGUGUGAAUGCGUGAGAGUCAGUACUAGAAAUUUCGAUUAUCAGUUUACAUGAUAUGCAUGUAUAUGUGUUGAUAUAGGCAGGCAGUUACAUAUAUGAUUUAUCUAGGUAUAUAUAAUUGUAAUGUAAAUUUACAUUAGCUUCGACCAAGUACCAAUAAAUUGGCAUUUAACUGA
Drosophila ficusphila is the source of this 2971-nucleotide messenger RNA. RefSeq names its product polypeptide N-acetylgalactosaminyltransferase 5 (gene Pgant5). Gene Ontology annotation, cellular component: Golgi apparatus. Lineage: Eukaryota; Metazoa; Arthropoda; Insecta; Diptera; Drosophilidae. The record is from RefSeq and is a predicted model, not a curated record. The transcript is spliced from 11 exons. Bases 690 to 2582 code for a protein of 630 amino acids.